This is a messenger RNA of Argiope bruennichi, 2367 nucleotides long. RefSeq names its product mitochondrial dicarboxylate carrier-like (gene Dic1). Lineage: Eukaryota; Metazoa; Arthropoda; Arachnida; Araneae; Araneidae. The record is from RefSeq and is a predicted model, not a curated record. Gene Ontology annotation, biological process: succinate transmembrane transport; phosphate ion transmembrane transport; oxaloacetate transport. The transcript has 10 exons. Bases 344 to 1222 code for a protein of 292 amino acids. Gene Ontology annotation, molecular function: malate transmembrane transporter activity; antiporter activity; oxaloacetate transmembrane transporter activity.
AAAAGUUAUCUCUAUUUAACCUGAGUUAUCUCUCACAUUGCUCCGGAUAGGUCGAUGUUUUUCGUUUUUUCGCCUGAUUACUUAUGCCGUUUACGCCGACAGCAAAUACUGAUUUAUGUUUACGCUGUGACAUCGUUCGUUUGGCGAGCAUGGAGAUAUAGUUUUUUUUUUAUAAAUUUAUUUGAACUCUCUACUUUUACUUUCUAGUGCUUUUGAAUUGCAAUUCUGUGAUGUAAGGUGUGUUGAUACAAUUCCCAAGUAAUUCAUUGUUGUCUAUCUUGUUUCGGACGAGUUUACGUACUGCCGUUUAGUUUGAGUUUCACCUGUUGGUAGAUAUAUUACAAUGGAAAAACCUCAAGAAACUAUAAGAUUAGCAAGAUGGUAUUUUGGUGGUCUGGCAGGAGCUGGAGCAGCAUGUAUCACACAUCCUCUAGAUUUGUUAAAAGUUCAUCUGCAAACUCAUCAGGGAGGAAAGUUAAGUGUAAUUAAAAUCACUGGUAAUAUCAUCCGCCAACAGGGUGUGUUAGCUUUAUACAAUGGUUUGAGCGCUUCCUUAUUACGUCAAUUAACUUAUUCAACAACAAGGUUUGGAAUUUAUGAAGUAGUGAAGCAAAACAUUAGUGCUCCAGAUGAAAACAUGGCUUUUUAUAAGAAAAUUCUUCUUGCUGCUUUUGCUGGAGCAAUGGGAGGAUUAGUUGGUACUCCAGCUGAUAUGGUGAAUGUUAGGAUGCAGAAUGAUAUAAAAUUGCCCCGUGAGCAACGUCGUAAUUAUAAACAUGCCAUUGAUGGCUUAAUACAAGUUUAUCGUAAAGAAGGAGUUCGGUAUCUGUUCUCUGGUGCUACAACAGCUACAAGCAGAGCAGUAUUGAUGACUAUUGGACAGAUAUCAUUUUAUGAUCAAAUCAAGCAAUUGCUUUUGCAGACAGCAUAUUUUAAUGAUAACUUAAUCACACAUUUUUCUGCUAGUACCAUGGCUGGGGCUAUUGCAACUACAAUGACUCAACCAUUAGAUGUUUUGAAGACUCGAACUAUGAAUGCUAAACCUGGUGAAUACAAGAAUCUUUGGCAUUGCAUCACAGUAACUGCAAAAUUGGGUCCUUUAGGAUUUUUCAAGGGUUAUGUUCCUGCAUUUGUUCGUCUAGCUCCUCACACAAUUCUGACUUUUGUUUUCUUUGAACAGUUAAGAAUGAAUUUUGGUGUAAAAGCAGUGAUUUCUAAUUAAAACUGAUUUUAAACUCAGGACCAAGAAAAGAACUGUGUGCUUUUUUAUAAAAUUUAUACUGUUAAUUUAGUUUAAUUCUGAUGUCUUCCAAUGGAACAGCUGUAAUAUUUUGAUACCUUUAGAUACAUAUUUUUUGUAGCCUUUCCUUAUUUGAUAUUUUUAAGUAGUCAGAAGUGAUCAUGAAUUUACCAUAGUGAUUUUUGUUUGCUAUGCAAACAGUCGUAAAAAAGAUUAGAUAAAUAUCUUAACAAAAAUUUAUAUGAAGUUGAGUAGGAAGGCUUUAAUAUUUUGUUCGUAUUUGGAUAAAAUUUUAUAUUUUUAAAUGCAGUCAACAGCUUUUCUAUGUUACUGGGCAUGAAUUUCAAAUAUGACUCAAUAAUUGUAUGAUGAAAUUAUAUAUUUUUAAUAGUUUGCAUUCCUCAGUUAUUUAAUUUCUGAAAAACUUUGCUUCCAGUUGCACAAAUAUGAUCCAAAUACUUUUUGUUAUGAGUGUAAUAUAAAUUCUUCUGAAUUAUUUUAUUUUUGCACAUUUAAGGUUUAAAAUGUUUGUAUAGAAUUCAUAUUCUUUCAAAAUUUUAUAUGUAUUUUUUCUUGCAUAUGCCACAAAAUGUGCAUUUCACAAUGUUCCUUUUGCUUGAUUGACAUAAAUAAGUUAUGUAGGCCUCUUUUAAUAUAGAGAAUAGGAGCCAGGAGAUUUCUAAUACUGAAAUUAGCUUGACUGUAAUAUCACCAUUUUAUAUUUUAUAAUGUUAAGUACAUGAAUAUAUAAAUGUUUUUUGUGUAUGGCAAUAAAAAGUGUAACAUAUUUAUAAGCCUUGUUGUGGCAUAUGAUGAUUUCAGAUUAGUGUUUGUAGUUUGUUCAUUGAGUCAAUGUUAAUUAUCAUUGUAAAUAUUGUUGGGAGUUUCACAAGAGAAGUAGUGUUCAAGAUUACUUUCCAAAUGCAAGCAAUAUUUUAAAAUUAUUGAAAUGUAAUUAGCUUUCAAAAUGCUGUAUGUUGCUUGUAUCAUUCUUUUUCAACAAAUAAUCUACAUAAAAAUUAUUAAUAUAUGUUUAUAAUAAAUAUUUUAUACUAUGUAUUAUUAAUAAUUUAUACUAAGUGGAAGAUGAGCCUUAUUCUUUAUGCAGCUUCAUAGUUUUUCUAAGA